Sitodiplosis mosellana (orange wheat blossom midge) is the source of this 1282-nucleotide messenger RNA. RefSeq lists its product as uncharacterized. The transcript has 5 exons. The record is from RefSeq and is a predicted model, not a curated record. Bases 391 to 858 code for a protein of 155 amino acids. Lineage: Eukaryota; Metazoa; Arthropoda; Insecta; Diptera; Cecidomyiidae.
ACAAACUUUAGAGCAAACUGAAUGCGAUUUAAUAAAAAAAAAGGAAAAGGCGAGCGAAGAAGAGGUUUCGUUGAGUGAGUGCAGCUUUACCGCAAUAAAAACAUUUUUUUUUUCUCCAAAAAAUACCAAAAGAAAAAGAAACGAAAAUGUGAACGCAACCUUCAACCGUGGUGCGAACGUCAUCGUUUCACAAAUGUCGGACGAACGCUACCUAUAAUGUACUAUAAUGACAUAUCUGCCAUUCACGCAUUCAAUUGUGAAUAAGUUAAGUUAACUCGACACGCUCGUUAAGCAUUUGAUAGCUUAGUUUGAACGAAAUUUAAUAAACAACUCCAUUCUUUUUCGAAUUCAUAGCCAGUAUAUCUGUAUAUUUCUUUCAAUAAAACAAAAAUGUCACAAGCUCAAGGGAAGUGCUGUUUAUGUUCUUCAAAUGGUUCAGUUCAUCCAAUACCGGACGUGGUUUUUCUAGAGGAUUUAUACGGUAUAAAUCUUCCAGUUGGUUCUGUUUUAUGUUGUGGGUGUGAAACGUUGUUGGUCCGUUUCAGCAACCAUUUCGCUUUCGCGAGACGAAUUCGUGGUCACCAUGCUCAUCUGCUCACUUCGGGUGCAUGCGGUCUCUGUCUAUAUGGUGGGAAUACAGAAAACUUUGUGGAUGCAUACGGCUCUAAUGUGAACUUAUCAACAUUCGUGGAAAUGGUGUAUAAAAUUCCAUCCAAAUCAUUGGUGGUCGCCAAUGUUUGCCAACCAUGUUCAUCCAGCCUAGGGCAAUUUUAUAAUCAUUGGUCUUUGUAUUCCCCGCGCGGUAAUGCUCUGGUUCAACAGUUUGCUCAAGUGUCGAUCACAGAGAAAAUAUUGUAACAGGCGCCUUAGGUGCGUCGGCUGCAUCCAGAAGUGAGCCUUCGCCUGACCUUGAUUCGAGACCAGCUACCAAUGAAAGCUCAACGGUAGAUCCCCGAUCAACUAGUUCAUCAGGUAGCUCCAAUUCUUCGGCCAGUUCUCCGGUCAGUUCUCCGGCCAGUGCACCGGCUACACCAAACCAAUGAUCGACCACCGCAAUCGACACACUAUCGCCACAACUGAUCGUCACAAUCCGAUCCCAGUUAUUCCCACAUUCAUCAAAUAUCAUCGAGUCAAUUAUUUUACUUUUCGUCAUUUCAGCCCAAUCAAAAUGUUAAUCACAAAAUACUCACACAAACUCAAAUAGCAAACAAACUUCAAUUGUAAACUAGAAAAAACAUGUUAGAGGAUAAACUGUUGACAAUAAGAUUGAGUGUAAGAUUAA